Molecule: messenger RNA, 3652 nt
Organism: Fukomys damarensis (Damara mole-rat)
Lineage: Eukaryota; Metazoa; Chordata; Mammalia; Rodentia; Bathyergidae
Gene: Ccdc149
Product: coiled-coil domain containing 149
Exons: 12
Coding region: 100-1545 (481 amino acids)
Source: RefSeq, a predicted model, not a curated record
CUGGUGUGCAAGAGGAAGCUGGAGAGUAAGAAGGAGGCGCUGCUCAUCCUGUCCAAGGAGCUGGACACCUGCCAGCAGGAGCGGGACCAGUUCAAGCUCAUGGCCAACCAGCUGCGGGAACGCCACCAGUCCCUGAAGAAGAAGUACCGAGAGCUGAUCGAUGGAGAUCCAUCCCUUCCCUCUGAAAAGAGGAAACAGGCCAAUCUUGCACAACUUUUGAGAGAUUCUCAGGAACGAAAUAAACAUCUGGGAGAAGAAAUGAAAGAACUUCAGCAAAGGCUUGCAGAAGUCCAGGGCGACAAUAAGCUCUUGAGGAUGACGAUUGCUAAGCAAAGGCUCGGGGAUGAAGAAAUCGGUGUGCGGCACUUUGCAGCCCACGAGAGGGAAGACUUGGUCCAGCAGCUGGAGCAGGCAAAGGAACAGAUUGAGUCUUUGGAGCAUGACCUGCAGGCCUCUGUGGAUGAGCUUCAGGACGUCAAGGAAGAGCGGGCCUCCUACCAGGACAAAGUGGACCGGUUGAACCAGGAGCUCAACCACAUCCUGGGCGGCCAUGAGAAUCGCAUCAUCGACGUGGAUGCCCUGUGUAUGGAGAACAGGUACCUUCAAGAGAGAUUAAAACAACUCCACGAAGAGGUCAACCUCUUGAAAUCGAACAUUGCCAAAUACAAGAAUGCUCUUGAGAGACGGAAAACCUCAAAGGGCCAGGGCAAAUCCAGCAGCAGUGCUCUGACUGGAGUCCUGUCUGCAAAGCAAGUUCAGGAUCUGCUCUCUGAGGAUCAUGGGUGCAGUCUCCCGGCUACUCCGCAGUCCAUCUCGGACCUGAAAUCUCUGGCAACUGCCCUGCUGGAGACGAUCCACGAGAAAAACAUGGUCAUUCAGCACCAGAGGCAAACCAACAAAAUCCUAGGGAAUCGGGUAGCUGAGUUGGAAAAAAAAUUAAGAACUCUGGAAGUUUCUGGUUUGUGGAGUCUUCCAGGCCUGAGCUACAAUGUUUCCAUAGGAUUUGGCCGGGGUAAGGAUACCAUACUGUUCCGUGAACCUGCUCUUUCCACCACACCAAGGUCGAGAUCCCCACUGCUGAAGUGUGUUGAGCAGCCCACAGAGAACCAACCAAGUCCCAAGGAUGGGGAGGAUCAGCAGCAGGAAGGAGAUGAAAGACCUGUUGCCGCCGAGGCGUUGACAGCGCCUGAGGAUGCCGGGAGGCCCGCUGUCAGCUCCCCAGCAAACCUGAGCCACAGGAGCCAGCGUGAGCACUUUCAUCCUUCACUACCCCGGCUACCUUCUGAAGAGGAAGAAGUAAACAGGCUGGGAAGGGAAAUAAUUAAACUGACAACAGAGCAGGCGGCCGCAGAACCGGAAGGGGUCAGGAGAGGGAGUCCCUUGGAGGGAUGGAGGAGCCUGUCCACCGUGGGCCUGGCCUUCAAGGUGGAGCUCCCCAAACCCCUCCUGGACAGCUUAGAGCCGGCCCAGCCAUCCACUGAAGCGGCUGUACUGGAAGAUGGGAAAGGAAUCUCAGAGAGUGUGGACACAAGCGUGCAAACAUGAAGGGGAACAGAGUCCAAUACAGUGACACUUUGCAGGCACCAGGGACAGCAAGAAAAGUAUGAAGCGUCAGAAUACCCGCACAGGUUGCCUUUUCCUAAAACACCUCAGCCUCUGUGAGUGAGGAAUGGCUUGGAUCCUGUCGCAAACUGUGAACAUCCCGACGAUGCCUGUGGGGUGUGAUUUAUUAAACGCGGGUCCUCAAGUUUCUCAGGUGUCAUCUCUUACUGCUGAGGAUGCGCUGCUGUGAACAGGGCCAGGCUGCCAUAUGGCUGGUCUUUGGCAUCCGUCUUUCUGUCAGCAUUGGUUUUAUUAGAGAUGAGAUGCUUUUCUAUUAGCAUUGAAUGUUGUUGAUCAAAAUUAUGGGAAGAGCUGGAAAUGGAUGGAUUUUCAAGUCUGGUCUGGUAGUGGGGAGGCGGCUGGAGAGAAAGGUGUAAUGGGGCGCAGUGUGUCUGCUGGGCCGUGGACCUCCCAUGGGUGUUCCUGGCCUCCCGCCACCAGCACUGACUGUCAAGGAGCCAAGUGGUGGGUGGAAAGGGACUUGAGAAAGUUGGGCUUCUGGUCGGACAGCCAUAGCUCCUGUUCAGGCCUGUUUGCAAUCUGCUAGAGCUUAGUCUUGUAGCCUGAAAAUCUGGGGGAUUAAUUGAUCAGAAGUGGUAGAAGAGGAGGGUCUGGAAGGACAGCGGGGACUCCCAGUGGUGAUCUGACUCUUUGCUUCUGAGAAGAGAUGACAGCUAGAAGUAGAAAUGCUUGUUUGGUUUAUUCCACCUGUGCUACCUGUAGGAUUUUUGAGGCCAUUUUGGGUUUGGGAAAGAGCAGGCUGUAUGGUGUCAGUCUACUGUCCUGUACCAUCCAGACCUUGAACCCUUGAGUCCUUCCACAGAAUGCGCAGCUGAGUCCUCAGUGCUACCAGGCACUGGAGUUUGAAAGACAAGACACAGAGCUCAUGGCCCUGGGAGGGAAAGAGAAGAAAACAAAAUGACCUCAUCCAGCUCAGUAUGAGGAGGGGACCAUGGGACCCAGGACGAGGUCCAAGGGUAAGACAGGAGGGACAGACCAUCACUACCUGGUUUUCUAGGGCCGAGAUUUAGCAGUUCUGUGCAGUGUCUGAGGCUGCAGGAAACUGCAGUGCCAUCCAGCCAUGGACUUUAUGAGCUGGACCCUGUUCAUUUCUCCCAGAGAGCCUGGUACCAGAUCCCACUGCUCAGAUCACCUCAGAGAAACAGUGUCGGGUCACAUCAGAUUGCAGACACCUUCCUGGUGGAAAAGAAAGGCUCCUGGGGCAGCAGAGGUUAGACAUUCACCCUUAAAGCUGACAUGCAUACAGGUUCGCCGCCCUGGGUGGGAGGCCAGCCGGCACUCCACUUUCCUGCCAGGUCGCAUCUCUGGUGACGCCACUGGCAGACAUCACAGUGCCUGCUCAGGUGCACACUGCUCCUUUCUCCUGGCUCCCCAAAGGCCGCUGGCCUGGAAGAACAGGAGCGCAGUGGAGCCGGUGCCCUGUUGCUUUGGGGUGUGAGGACACACAUGCGACCCCAGGACCCAGGACUCCACUCAUCCUCCUCCUUUCCACUGAGCCCCCAUCAUGGCCCCUACUGGCAGCUCACUUCUGCAGCUGUGGGCCUCAACCAGUCCAGCGCUCACAGAAGUAGCCGUCCCGCUGGACGGGGCCUGCAGAUACUCAAUGCUACGGCACAGAACAACCAAAGGAAACAGCCAAACAACCCAGGAAUCACACAAAGUAAAAACUCUCAACCUACUCGCACUCUGGUUUGCCACACAGUCAGCCAGAGGUGCCUCUGCAGGGCCUGAUGAUCAUUCUCUGGAAAGUGGGGCUUGUAAUAAAGCCCAACGGAGGCCAUGAAGGCCAGGGAAACAGUCCCAGAGAGUCUGGGCUUUGGGAAGCUGGGGUGAGAGGAGCUGCGGCUUUAACUGUGUGUGCCGUCAGUCUGGAUGGCUCUAUGAGAUGGAAUGGGAGACAGAUUUGAUCUUGUCACUUAGGUUACCAUGGCGACCCUGUUUUCACGUGUGACACUGUCAUCCCUCUGUAUCCCCACCACGUGUGUUUUUUUCCAUAGACAUUAAAGGGAGAUUUGGCAAUUACUCUUGG